This is a messenger RNA of Plenodomus lingam JN3, 141 nucleotides long. The record is from RefSeq and is a predicted model, not a curated record. Lineage: Eukaryota; Fungi; Ascomycota; Dothideomycetes; Pleosporales; Leptosphaeriaceae.
AUGCAUUUAAGAGUACGCAACAGAUCCGGCGGUCAGAGAACCGAGAUGUGCCUUUUGGUUUUGACUGCAGAUAUCCUAACCGACGUUGGACUGAAAUUCGCCGAGGACUGUGUUGUACCGGUACACUUCACGUUGUUGUGA